This is a messenger RNA of Prunus mume (Japanese apricot), 2989 nucleotides long. It is a transcript of the gene G3PP1, whose product is annotated as putative glycerol-3-phosphate transporter 1. NCBI's taxonomy places the organism in Eukaryota, Viridiplantae, Streptophyta, Magnoliopsida, Rosales, Rosaceae. The record is from RefSeq and is a predicted model, not a curated record. Gene Ontology annotation, cellular component: membrane. Gene Ontology annotation, molecular function: glucose 6-phosphate:phosphate antiporter activity. Gene Ontology annotation, biological process: transmembrane transport; phosphate ion homeostasis.
CUUCGCGGUCGUAUUGGAUUGUCCUGAUCCUGAUGCAGACCUGCGUUCUACACAGGGCCAAGCAUGAUUUGCCACGAGUCGCCAAGAGAGUGCGUCAUUUAAGUGCUUAAACGGCAUCCACUGACCAUCCGCCUCGCCACGUCAUUGGCACGUGUUUUACUUACAUGGCACUGUAGGCCUUGAAUUUGGCGGGGGAGGGUAUAAUUCCGUUUGGAUAUGCGGAUAAUUUCGUUUGGAUAUGCGGAUAUUCCUUUCCAUGAUCCGCCCCGCAGCAUCUCUCUAUUCGUAAGGUGGUGGGCCCGGUGGGAUUGACGAUUGCUGCCACCCGGAUGGGUUAGUAGAAUUACGAACUUGCCACGCUAUUUGAGGUGGUGAUUUUUUAUUCAUUUAACCAAAUUGCCCUUUUUGAACUAAGAUAAGAUGUGCCUCGCUGCCUGUGUAUGGGAAAGGUUGAACGACCAGUUUGACCAACACAAAACGGUGUCGUCUCAUGCCCUGCUUCUCUUGACACCUGUAAUUACAUGUGUACAUGUGUCGUUUGUUGUUGUUGUAAAUUUAGGGGCUUUGGAACGCUGAAUAUCCAGAAAGCCAAUUAAAAAGUCAUCCUACUUUAUGGCGUUGAUUUCAAUGGGCAAUGCAGAAUGCUUACUGCCGUUGUUUGGUAAUAGUAACACUACCACCACCAGCUUGGAUCUCACGAAAAACAUUGCAAAAACGACAAAUCACUUCCCAUAAGGGUAUUUUCGUCCACUCAGAUUCCGACGUCAGUUACCAAAGCUGAGAAUCCGAAUCCAGCGAAAGAGGACAAACCGGGGGCGAUGUGGGGAUUUCGCUAUCAUAAAAUAUAAUUACCCUCCCGCAUCGGAAGCUCACGUUGGUUUGUGCAUUCUCUUUAAAGAGCUCCAACCAACGCAGUUGUUUGUUGAGCAACUUACAUCGAAAAUCCAGAGGAUUUUGAGGCCAGAAACCUCGCGACUCGCGACAGAAUAUAGUAGAAAGCAUUACACUCAAGCUCAGCUAAGCUAAAUAGGUUUUGCUGGAUAAGAGGAGGUAGAGCUUCUUCUUCCCCUUAAUAUUGGAGUGAAAAUCAAUACAUGAUUUCAAUGUCAGAGCCAGCAUCAGAGAGAAAUUACAGCAAGCCCCCAGGGAUUCGGUUAUUAGAGUACAUAAAGAAAUCCCCACUUUCCUACAAAACCCACCAAGCCAUUGUUCUGAUUGUUACUUUUUUAGCAUAUGCUAGCUACCAUGCCGCUCGAAAAACAACGAGCGUGGUCAAGAGUACCCUUGAUCCCGAAUCUUCAGAUGUGAGCUUGAAGUUUUUCCCAUGGAGGAUGACUUACUUAAGUGAACCAGCUGAAGGCAGAAGGUUGUCUCGGAUUCUUGGAGAUGGUUGGGCCCCGUUUAAUGGAUCAGAUGGCACAGCCUUGCUUGGUGAAGUUGACCUAGGUUUCUUGGCUGUAUAUGCUAUAGGAAUGUAUUUCUCUGGACAUUUGGGUGAUAGAACGAACUUAAGGAUCUUUCUAACCAUCGGUAUGGUAGGAGCCGGGGUCUUUACUUCAUUAUUUGGAAUUGGAUAUUGGGCAAAUAUUCACACUUUCUAUUACUUCCUCGGGGUUCAAAUGCUUGCUGGUUUGUUCCAAUCGACUGGAUGGCCUUCAGUAGUCGCAGUUGUUGGUAAUUGGUUUGGGAAGAAGAAAAGAGGGCUGAUUAUGGGUAUAUGGAAUGCUCAUACUUCUGUUGGGAACAUUACAGGGUCUUUGGUUGCUUCCGCUCUAUUGACAUACGGGUGGGGUUGGUCCUUUGUAGUCCCUGGUCUCAUAAUUGCUACCGUUGGUGUGCUGGUUUUUCUAUUCUUGCCUGUUAGUCCUGACUCUGUUGGAGCCGAAGAAGAUGAAUUGGACUCUCCCAAGAAAUGUGGGGCAGCAGGAGUAACAGAACCAUUAUUGGAACCAGAGGUUAAGGUGAAGGAGAGUGCUGUGGGGUUCCUAGAAGCUUGGAAAAUUCCUGGAGUUGCUCCUUUUGCUUUAUGCCUUUUCUUUUCCAAGUUGGUGGCUUAUACAUUUCUCUAUUGGCUUCCUUUCUACAUUAGUCAUACAGCUAUUGAUGGAAAGUACUUAUCCAGUGAGGCAUCUGGUAACUUAUCCACAUUGUUCGAUGUUGGAGGGGUUCUUGGAGGAAUCCUUGCUGGCCAUAUUUCUGAUCGCUUAGAUGCCAGAGCCAUCACAGCUGCAAGUUUCAUGUACUGUGCUAUCCCUGCUCUCUUUUUCUACCGAAGCUAUGGCCAUGUAUCCAUGGCUGUGAACAUUGCACUUAUGUUCAUCACCGGCAUGUUUGUCAAUGGGCCAUAUGCUCUAAUAACAACAGCUGUGUCCGCAGACCUGGGAACACAUAGCUCAUUGCGCGGGAAUUCGAGGGCAUUGGCAACGGUAACAGCAAUUAUAGAUGGAACAGGCUCUGUUGGGGCUGCUAUUGGUCCAUUAUUAACUGGCUAUAUUUCAGCCAAAAGCUGGAGUGGAGUUUUCACAAUGUUAAUGGUAGCAGCUCUAAUUGCAGGGCUGCUUCUGACUAGGCUUGUCGUGGCCGAAGUGGGUGCAAAGAUUGAAGAGUCGAGAUCGCGGUCUGCAUCAAGGUCUCAACCCACAGUAAUUGAUGUGUGAUAAUUAAGAGGAUGUUCUUAGGGUUUUUACAACCUUUGUUAUGAGUGGUAUCAUCGGGGGUGUCCACAAGCUCUGCUUCAGACUUGCUGCUUAUUCAAUGAAGAGGAGAAGGAUCCUCUGUUAUGGUCCUAGGAAGGAGAGGAUUUUUUUUAAACUUUCUCCCUAGUAUACGUAACACAUUGAAGGGAAAGUUGAAGGGAAGAAAAGAAAAGGGAUUGGAGUAUAUUGUAACUUUGUACUGUAUCAUAUAUGUGUGUACAUUAUUUUGUGCCUUUUAAUGAAAUUAAUCACAGAAGGAUGACAAAUUCAUCCUAAACUGCUAUUUUGUGUUU